AUGUCAGAAAACCAAAACUGCUACUUCGAUGUUGUCGUCGACGGCAAACCUCUUGGUCGCAUUGAAUUCAAGCUCUACGACGACGUCGUCCCCAAAACCUGUAAAAAUUUCCGCACACUCUGCCAGAAUGCAUCCGGGGAAACCUACAAGGGCUCCGGGUUCCACCGAAUUAUCCCCCAAUUUAUGAUUCAGGGAGGUGACUUCACCGCUGGAAACGGUACCGGUGGACGUUCCAUCUACGGAUCCAAAUUUGCGGACGAGAACUUCCAACUCAAGCACACCAAACCAGGACUCUUGUCUAUGGCCAAUGCUGGCCCUAACACAAACGGCUCUCAGUUCUUCAUCACCACUGCGGUUACAGACUGGCUCGACGGCAAACACGUUGUUUUCGGUGAAGUUGUCAAGGGCUUCAACGAGGUUGUGAAACCCAUGGAGGCACUAGGAGCCGCAAGUGGCGAGCCUAAGGCCACCGUCAAGAUCGCUGACUGCGGCACUCUCUGA
Puccinia triticina is the source of this 501-nucleotide messenger RNA. RefSeq lists its product as uncharacterized. The transcript has 7 exons. The coding region runs from base 1 to 501 and encodes 166 amino acids. NCBI's taxonomy places the organism in Eukaryota, Fungi, Basidiomycota, Pucciniomycetes, Pucciniales, Pucciniaceae. The record is from RefSeq and is a predicted model, not a curated record. Gene Ontology annotation, biological process: protein peptidyl-prolyl isomerization; protein folding. Gene Ontology annotation, molecular function: peptidyl-prolyl cis-trans isomerase activity.